Messenger RNA from Penicillium mononematosum, 1890 nucleotides. RefSeq lists its product as uncharacterized. Lineage: Eukaryota; Fungi; Ascomycota; Eurotiomycetes; Eurotiales; Aspergillaceae. The transcript has 3 exons. Gene Ontology annotation, molecular function: nucleic acid binding. Gene Ontology annotation, cellular component: nucleus. The coding region runs from base 1 to 1890 and encodes 629 amino acids. The record is from RefSeq and is a predicted model, not a curated record.
AUGAAUGCCCGCGAGCGUCUGAAGAUGCUCCUCGAGGGAGACGAGGGUCUCAAAGACUUGAAUACCCGCUUGUACCAGGCUGAAGCCGUCCAACCUGCCCCAGGUGCGGAUGGAGCUGAUCCGGUUGCUGAGCCCAAAGCUAAGCGAGGCGUAAGUGGAUAUGCUCUUCCAGUCGAUUUCAAGCCGGAGGAGGGCAUGGAGUACCCGGAGGGUGGUCAAUUCCCUUUGUCGUACAUUCGUACCCACGUGGUUGGAGAGCUAUCUGAGUCGGAAGACAAGCUUUUGACCAUCAAACAGGAUCGCCGUACCCAGCGUCGUGGCCCGAAGUUGCGGGUUGAUCUCUCGGGCGUGCCCAAAAAUGAUCACGGCGACGGUCCGGACAUCGAUUCCGAUGAAGAGCUGGUCACGGCGAUCCCUGUUUCGAGGUCGUUCACUCCGGCCGUCGCGAUGGCUCGCUACCCUUUCAAAUAUCUCCACGGAGAUGACGCCAAGCGAGUUAACGAGCGAUUCUAUGAGGGCGAUAAGUUCUGGAAUCGGACCUGGCAUCUGUAUUAUCUGUCUGUCCCAAGGGUUAUUUCGAACACCCCGUUCCUUUUGAUUCCCACUUUCCAAGCUCAAGCACUGCUCGAUGAAAUCAAUUCGGCUCUGAACAUCAAUUUGACUCUCACGGGCGUUGGCAAGGAAGGCCUCGUGAUUGAUGUCGGCAAUGAACAACUGCCGCGACCUGUGUACCUUGGCCGAAGCAGCACUCGUGAUCGGAAGGCGAAAUUGGAGAGUAAGGUUCCGUCGCCUCCGGAGAACUGGGGACCCUGGGCACAGCUGGCUGAACCCCAUGUUGUCGAGGACUUCCAAAAGAAAGUCAAACAGUCACUCGCCACAACCAAGACCAAGAAGAACAACAACAAGCAGGCGGCCCGAGAGGCUCGAACGAAGAAGUCGCAGGAGUGCCUAGCCCGUGUGCAAGCCUACUUUGGACUGCGCCCUGCAUUGCAGCCAAAUGUUACACAGCCGUCGUUUGCCAAUGGCCAGAUUGAAGCGAUUGAUGUUCUGAAGCCUGCCAAGUGGGCCUUUCAAGAUGCCCCCAUUUUCAUCAGCGUUGAUGUCGAGUGGAUGGACCGUUACGGCAUUAUGACUGAGGUCGGAAUUUCGACCCUGGAUAUGUUGGAUUUGGAAGGCGUGGUCCCUGGCGACUAUGGACACAUGUGGAUGAAACAAAUUCAAACCCGCCACCUGCGUGUGAGGGAAUACCGAAACUGGGUCAAUGAGACUUACACCAUCGGAUGUCCUGGUAGCUUCCGGUUCGGCGAGACGCCGAAAUUGGGGACGUCGUGGACGCUGCCUUCCGCCCCCCCAUACACGGUUCCCUCAAAGGAAGAGAAGAUCGCUCCAUACAAGAAUCAGAAGCGCACUGUGAUCUUGGUUGGUCUCGACCUCCAUGGUGACAUUGCGCAUCUCCAGAGAGCGGGAAGCCAAGUCUUUGUCAGCCUGAAUGAAAGCUAUUCAGUCGUUCGUGAGACCGUCGAUGUGGCGGAGCUGUACCGCGUUAAUUAUGAGGAGAACCAGACGCGAGGCCUUCAGGCACUGCUAGGAUUGCUGAAUAUCUUGAGCCCUGACUUGCACAAUGCCGGGAAUGACGCGCAUUACACCUUGCAGGCUCUUGUGCGACUGAUGCUGAGAGUGGCCGGGGAGAAGCCGUGGGGAUACGAGAGUGCUGAAGUCAGUGACAAGGAGUAUGUUCAGCCCGACGAUGACCGAAAGGACAAGCCCAAUGUCACGGUCGAACCCCAGGAGCAACGCAAGGAAAGGAUCGCCCGUGCCCAUGCUCGAUUGAUGGCAAUGUGUGAACAAGAAGACGACAACAGCAAGGAAGGCCCCGUUUGGAGUCACUGA